AUCUCGCAUAUAAAAGCAAUUUGAGACUUCUCGGCCGUUAUUUCCACUUUCUUCCCUCAACACAACCUAAGAAAACGCCACCCUUACUUUUACAAAAGCUGUCUUACACAAAACCGCUGCUGCCCCGCGGUGCCUAAAAAGAUCCACAUAUAGGGCUGAGAGGCAACUACUUCAUGACGCAUCUUCCUCUUUACUUUCAACUAAACUCCCACCUCCAUCUUCCCCACUAUCCAUCAGUAAAGUCGCUAGCAAACAAAGCUCCACUCAUCGCCAAGUAUCAUCGCAAGUCUCUCUAAGAGCUUCUUCAGUAAUCAUCGGACUUCACCAUGUCAGAACCCCUCAGCAUCGCCGCCAUCCUUGGCGGCAUGGCAGAAGCGCUUCCUACACAUUCCCCCGACGACGAGUCAUCGGAUCUCGCAUCCUCAUACGAAGUUAUCGCUCUACUCAUUCACUCCUAUCUCUCCGCUCUUGGCUUCAAGCUCCAGGGCUUUGACGAGGACAAGAAGCUAGCUGAAUGCGAGUCACUCGCUCCUCGUCUUCCAUCACAUUGGAACUCGGGCUUCAAAUCCUACAGCUUUGUGUAUUCGCACAAGCAGUCAGCCAUGACCUUUAGCAUUCGCGUGGAUCGCAUGGGUAAGAAGGUUGAGGUCCGGGGACUGGCUGUAGGAGACGACAAUAUUCGUCGUUUCGAACGAACGAUCAGCGAAGUAGUGGACACCAAGAAACUCCCUAUUCGCAUCACUAUCAACGACAACCAAGAAGACCGAAGUGACCUUGUUGAAAAGCUCCGCGGAGUGUUCACAUCUGAACAAGCCAUUGCUGAUAUUCUCCAUGAUCUCAAGACCAACAUUAUUCAGAAACUCAUUCCUAAACUCCAGAGUGAAGGAUAUGUCGAGACUGCCGAGGCAGAGGACAACGCACGCUCUGAGCGCCGCGCCCAAGAAGCACAAAACCCAAACCGACCAUUCCGUGGUGACCCUGUGCCUAAUCCAAACAUGCCUCCGCCUCCAGCAAACCCACUUCCCGAGAUGGCUCGCCCCCGUCCCCACCCCGUGGGCGACUUCCCUCCUCCAGGUUUCGAGGACGAGUAUGAGAUGAAUCGGCCACCACGAGGUGGUUUUCAGAUGCCCGGUAGGUCUCCUUAUAACAUUGGACACGACGACCUAAAUCCUCCUGGUCUUGGUCCUCAUGAUCCUCUUCGUGGUUCGUUCGUUGGCGGGGGAUUGCCUCGUCCCGGUGGCUACUCGGGCAUGCAUCCUACCUUUGACGACCCAUUAUUCAGAGGACAAGGAGGUGAUGGGCAAGGAGGGUACGAUCCCCAAGCGCCGCCUGGCGCGCGAUGGGACCCCACUGGCCCUGGAGGUAAUCCUCGAUUCCCUGGUCCUGGUAGUGGGCGAGGCAACAAUCCUUUUGGAGGUUUUGGGGGAGGUUUCGGAGGUGGUGAUAUAAUUUAAGUAGUUGCGCCUAAAGUUUCUCAAUGGGCAAUGUCUGUUUGAACCCGUAACUACUAAAAGAAUCACAAAUUUUAAUUAUCUA
This is a messenger RNA of Fusarium graminearum PH-1, 1536 nucleotides long. RefSeq lists its product as uncharacterized. The record is from RefSeq and is a predicted model, not a curated record. Bases 327 to 1454 code for a protein of 375 amino acids. The transcript has 3 exons. Gene Ontology annotation, molecular function: endopeptidase inhibitor activity; proteasome binding. Gene Ontology annotation, biological process: proteasome-mediated ubiquitin-dependent protein catabolic process. Lineage: Eukaryota; Fungi; Ascomycota; Sordariomycetes; Hypocreales; Nectriaceae.